GGAAAAAAUAUAAGUCUGAUAAAUUGCAAAAAAAAUAAAUUUACGUAAAAAUAAAGAAAAAUUCAUUAAAAGGAGUGCUUUACCUGAGCCAGCUCCUGUUAAUGUUCAUGUUGAGAUAACAAUACAAGAUAUAUCUGAUAUUUCAGCAAUAAGUGGGACUUUUGUUAUAGAUUUUUGGAUUUCUGCAAUUUGGAUACUCGACUUAAAUUUUCACAUAUUGACCCUUGCCGUCGAAAUUUAUCAUUAGAUCAUGAUAUGGAACCAAGAUUAUGGUCUCCAAAUGUUUGUAUUGUAAAUAGUAAAAAAACAAAAGUUCACGAUUCUCCGAAACCAAAUAUUUUAUUAAUGGUUGGUUUAAGAAGGGGAAGAAAAAUAAAUUUAAUUAAUUUAAAAAAGAUUUUUCCUAAUGGAACAACGUGGUUAAAUUAUCGUAUUAGAUCAGAAUCCCCAUGCAUUAUGGAAUUAAGAAAAUUUCCUUUGGAUUCAAUUCGUUGUGAUUUAAUUUUUGAAAGGUUUGGGGAAAUAUUCAAAUUUUUAUUUAAAUUUUGGGGGCCUUUUAGUUAUUCCUACAAUAUAGCAGAAGUGACGUUGGAUUGGCUUGAAUGGUUACCUGUUUCGAUUAUUAAAGAUGAUUUAAACUUGCCAGACUUUAAAUUAACAAAUAUUACUUAUGGAAAAACAACUGAGAUGUAUUUACCAACUUAUGUUUCUGUUUUUAUAAGUUGGAUAGCUUUUUGGAUGGAUACAAGAGCACUUCCUGCAAGAAUAACACUUUCUGUUAGUUCAUUAAUGGCUUUAACAUUUCAAUUUGGUACAAUUGUUAGAACUUUACCCAAAGCAAGUUAUGUAAAAGCAAUUGACCUUUGGGCAGCAUUAGUUGAAUUAGCUAUUGUUGCCUAUAAUGACAAAAUUGUAGAUCAAAAUCAAAGAAGAAGAAAAGCUUCUGCUGUAGGUAAUUUACUUGCUAGAGCAAGUAUAACAACUGCUGGGUUACCUGAUAUGAAACAAAGAAAAUCUUCUAGAGGGGAUUUAUUUCUUGAUUAUAAUUCAAAAGAAUUACUUUCUGUUACAACAAAUAACAAUAAUCAUUCAAAUAAACAAGAGAUAAAACCAAAUUAUGGUUCCAAUCAAAUACAAAAAAGUUAUUCACAACAAUCAAUUAAAAAAUCCCCUCCUUCUGAAUUGGGGAGUGCUAUUGACAGAUUCUCUUCUAUAGCAUUCCCUAUGGCUUUUGCUGUAUUUAAUGCAAUUUAUUGGACUUAUUAUCUUUCAUCGUAUUCCUCAACAAAAUCGCUCAUUAACCGAUCGCUUGAUGUUUUAUAA
Meloidogyne enterolobii is the source of this 1323-nucleotide messenger RNA. The record is from the annotation of a GenBank genome assembly. NCBI's taxonomy places the organism in Eukaryota, Metazoa, Nematoda, Chromadorea, Rhabditida, Meloidogynidae.